Molecule: messenger RNA, 1713 nt
Organism: Pneumocystis jirovecii RU7
Lineage: Eukaryota; Fungi; Ascomycota; Pneumocystomycetes; Pneumocystales; Pneumocystaceae
Exons: 7
Coding region: 1-1713 (570 amino acids)
Biological process (GO): plasma membrane tubulation; endocytosis; endosomal transport
Cellular component (GO): plasma membrane; cytoplasmic vesicle
Molecular function (GO): phosphatidylinositol binding; protein binding
Source: RefSeq, a predicted model, not a curated record
AUGGCAAACGGUGACAAAAAACUAGCAUUUAAAGUAGCAAGGGCACUUUAUGAUUUUAAUGGUCAAAAGGAAUAUAAUGAGCUUUCUUUAACAGCUGGUGAAUACGUGAUUGUUGAUGACAUUGAAGUUGACGAUAUAUGGGCUUUUGCUGCUUUGAAACGAGAUCCUACGCAAAAGGGUUUAGUUCCUCAAGAAUAUCUUAUUUAUUUGAUGGAUUCAUCUUCUGAAAUAUUUGAUUCGGGUUCUGAAAGUAUUGAUAUUGUGAAUUUUAUGGAAACAGCAUCAAAAUUUAUAGCUACUGAAUCAUUUCAAGAGAAUGUUAUAGAUAAAGAUUCUUCAAAUGCUUUUACUCUUGGAAAUAGAAGUGAAUCUGAAUAUUUAUAUCAAUCCUAUUCUGAUUUUAAAACUUAUAUACCUUUACAACCAUGUUUUGUGCGAAAAACACUGAAUAGAUUACUUACUUUUGCAACAACUGGCACAGAAGAUUUCUUUAUUUCUAAUUCUUUGGGUUCUUUAGACUAUAUAAAGAAUCCUCAAAAAAAAUAUAUAACUGAAGCGGAUAUACAUUAUAUAGAAGAUGGUCCUAAAUGGAAAAGUAAAGUAGGAAUAUUUGAUGUCUUUGUUCAUGAUCCGCAAAAGAAAAUUUUCCCUAGCUACUUAAAAAGUCAUGUUACAUAUAAAGUUACAUCAUGUUUUCCUACGAAUAAAAAUAGUCUUGGUAUUAUUAAAGUUACUGUAGAAAGACGUUAUAGUCAAUUUCAAUGGUUUCACAAUAAGCUUUUGAAAAAGUAUUCAUUGCUGGUAUGGCCAAAGUUUCCUGAAAAGCAAAUAACGCACAGAUUUAAUGAUGAAUUUUUGGAAAGAAGAAGAUCGAGUUUAGAAAGAUAUAUAAAACGUGUGGUAAAGCAUCCUGUUGCUAGAUAUUCAGAUUUGCUAGCUACUUUUUUGACCUGUGAAGAUUCUCUUGAAUUUGCUGAAAAAAUGAAAGAACAUGAUAAUGAUUUGAUUGUUGGUCAAAAGUUUUUUGAAAAUGUCUAUCAUCCUGACUUUAAUGUAGAUGAAGGAGAUGCGCCUAUAUUGUAUGCGUUUUCAUGUUAUAUUAAUUCCUUAGAUCGUCAUGUUCCUUCUAUAAUUAAUAGCUUUCGGAACUUGAGAUAUUCCAUACACACAGGUGCAGAUAAAUUGAAAUUAUUCGGGCAGAAUAUUCUUAAAUUAGUAUCUAAACAUAACUUUUCUGGCACUAAUAGCAGUGAUUCAAGUUCUAGGAAUAUUUGGUGCCAUAAAGAUGAAUGUUCAAAGUGUGAAAAAUUAACGAAUAUACUGAAAAUAACUUCUGAUGCGUUAAUUUCUUGUUCCAAUAUUUGUAAACUAUGGGCAAUCAAACAUUCUGAAAAAAUUACUGCUCAAUUGAAUGAAUGGAAACAACCUGCAAAAGAUACUACAUUUUUAUAUAAAAUUUAUUUAGCUACUUUAAAAAAAUAUUUAUAUGCUGAUAAAAUUGAUCCUAUGCAUGAUAAUGAGUCUUUUGAAGAAUUGAGACAGCGUUAUGAUACUAUUUUUAAUAUUAUUAUGGCUGAAAUAGAUAGAAUACAUGAAGAAAAAAUUGACUCUUUUAAAGUUAUAGCUAUGGAGUUGCUGGACCAAGAAAUAUUGCUUCAAAAAAAGAAACUUGAAAUACUUGAAAAUGCACGUUCUGGGUUUGAAUAUGAAUAA